AUGACGUACAAAUGUGCAGUGGUCGACGUACCGUUCGGCGGAAGCAAAGGUGGAGUCAAAAUAGAUCCAAAGAAGUAUACCACUGGAGAACUGGAGAAAAUUACGCGAAGGCUGGCGAUCGAAUAUUCUAAGAAAGGGUUUCUUGGCCCUGGCGUCGAUGUACCAGCACCUGAUAUGGGAACAGGCGAACGCGAAAUGGCGUGGAUCGCAGAUACAUAUGCAAUGACAACAGGGCAUCUCGACAAGGAUGCAUACGCCUGUGUAACCGGCAAGCCGAUAGGUCUAGGCGGCAUUCAUGGUCGCGUAUCUGCUACCGGAAGGGGAAUAUGGAACGGAAUCGAAGUGUUUUUGAACGACCGUGAAUAUAUGGAAAGAAUUGGAUUAACACCUGGUUAUCAGGGAAAAACUUUUAUAGUUCAGGGCUACGGCAAUGUAGGCCUCCAUGCUGCCCGGUAUCUCACCCGUUCCGGUGCGAAGUGCAUCGGCGUUUUGGAAAUUGAUGGCUCGAUUUUCAACCCGAACGGUAUUGACACCGAGCAGCUUGAAAAAUAUCAAGAGGCAAAGGGUACCAUUGUCGGUUUCCCGCAAGCAAAGCCUUACACUCCAAAAGAUGAUCUAAUGUUUGAAAAGUGUGAUAUUCUGAUUCCAGCAGCCAGAGAGAAAACUAUCACCAAAGCAACGGCUGGCAAAAUUCAUGCCAAGGUGAUCGCCGAGGCAGCCAACGGACCAACGACGCCAGCCGCACAUAAUAUCCUUUUGAAGAGGAAUAUCCUGGUGCUACCUGAUUUGCUGGUCAACGCUGGAGGUGUCACUGUGUCUUAUUUUGAAUGGCUCAAGAAUCUCAACCACGUUAGUUUUGGUAGAUUGACGUUCAAAUAUGAAAAGGAAAGCAACAUGCGAUUGCUGAGUAGCAUUCAGGAAUCGAUCGAAGAUGCUUUCGGAAAGAGCGCUGGUUCGGUGCCCAUAGUAGGAAAUGCAGAAUUCCAAGAGCGAAUCGCGGGUGCUUCUGAGGAAGACAUUGUCCACUCAGGUUUGGCCUAUACAAUGGAACGCUCUGCUAAGGCCGUAAUGACCACUGCCAAAAAGUACAACUUAGGCUUAGAUCUGAGAGUAGCUGCCUACGCGAACGCUGUGGAAAAAGUAGUCAGCUCCUACGUUGUUGCUGGAUUCACUUUCACUUAA
Molecule: messenger RNA, 1182 nt
Organism: Soboliphyme baturini
Lineage: Eukaryota; Metazoa; Nematoda; Enoplea; Dioctophymatida; Soboliphymatidae
Source: the annotation of a GenBank genome assembly